Molecule: messenger RNA, 3731 nt
Organism: Haliotis rufescens (red abalone)
Lineage: Eukaryota; Metazoa; Mollusca; Gastropoda; Lepetellida; Haliotidae
Product: nonsense-mediated mRNA decay factor SMG9-like
Exons: 13
Coding region: 107-1525 (472 amino acids)
Biological process (GO): nuclear-transcribed mRNA catabolic process, nonsense-mediated decay
Source: RefSeq, a predicted model, not a curated record
UUAACUGUACUUUUGGUGUUGCAGACGAAAGUGUGAAAAAGAAAAUUGGAGCACGUCAAUAUCUGAGCUCCUGAGGGUUAAUAUUAAUCUCUGUCAACUGACUUCGAUGUCGGACCCUUUAGAUCGAGACAGAGGAGGAAGACGCCGCCGAAGACGAGAGAGACCCGGAAGAAAAGAGAGAGAGCGUGAACCGGACCAGUCACCGAAUCCCAGUAAACCUCCCAUCAUCCUUGGACUGGUGAAACCAGCUGCAGAACAGGCUACAGUAGGGGGUGCAGUCAUGCAGGCAGCCAAUCUCUCCCAGGGGGGCAUAGUCAACAAGCCACAGGAGAAACCCAUUGUUGUGCUUCGGUCUCGAGAUGAAAACAGACCAGCACCUACCACCACCACCACCAACCAGGCCACCACAACAAAUCAAGGGGAGACAACUGUGGGGCCUGCAGGAUACCAGAUUCAGCGGCAUUCCUCUGUAGGACAUUUAGCUUUUGAAAACAGCUCCCAGAACCGCCUGGCCCCGCCCCCUGAGAUGAAGCACUGUGUGAAGGUGGUGGACGACUCAUUCCGCUGGUGCGAUGCAGGAAUAGAGAUGCUGCUGGAUCAGACUGACUUCCUUGUGGUAGGAGUUCUCGGGCCACAGGGCAGCGGCAAAUCCACCAUCCUGUCCCUCCUGGCGGGUACCUCCCCUCAAGAUUCGUACAGGAGCUACGUGUUCCAGCCACAGACGAAGGAAGUGAAGGAGAACGGGGCACACCAGACAAAUGGCAUUGACAUGUACGUCACUCCCGAGCGGAUCAUCUUCCUGGACACACAGCCAGUACUCAGUGCCUCCAUCCUUGACCAGAUGAUACACCAGGACAAGAAGUACCCAACAGAGUACACCUCCGUGGAGAACUGUAUAGAGAUGCAGUCUCUGCAGAUGGCAGCCUUCCUGAUGACAGUGUGUAAUGUGAUCCUGGUGGUGCAGGACUGGUUCACUGACGUCAGCUUCCUCAGGUUCCUGAAGAAUGCUGAGAUGCUGAAGCCAGCUACUCCGUCUGGACACGAGGGUUCCUCACACCCUGAAGAUGCUCCUGACUACUUCCCCCAUGUUGUGUUUGUACAGAACCGAGCUAACCGCGACGACUACGGCCUGGAGACUUACAAGAUGAUGACACACACACUGGGCAACACAUUCGACAUGACCAAGCUCAAGUGUACAGGCACUGUCAACAUGGUGCGUGACAACGUCAUCCCCGGACUCACCUCCAAGACAGUCAAGUCAGACAUGAACGUCUUCUGCAUUCCCCAAAUGGAGUACUACAAGCUGGAGCCAGAGCCUAUUCUCACCCUGCUGCCAGAAUACCGAGGCUUCCCAACGUUCAUCGCCCUGGUGCGAUCUCUGCGGAACCAGAUAUACUCCUUGCCACGCCACCUCCUCACACACACUACGUUGUCUGAGAAAAACUGGUUUCACUAUGCUGCACGGAUGUGGGACACUGUGAGGAAGUCCCAGCUGCUGUCUGAGUACAACAGACUCCUGCCCUGAGACUCCCGCGGCAGACGGGGCAGAAUCUUGCCAGACAGUGGACGUCCGUCAGUUCAACCUGAAGCUCCAGACAGCAGAUGUGCAUCUGAAACUUGCCAGCUAGCAGACGUCUACCCUGAAGUUCCAGACAGCAGAUGCAUGUUUAAAACUUGCCAGACAGCAGACAUAUGUCUGAAAUGCCAGACAACAGACGUGCAUCUGAAACUUGCCAGACAGCAAACGUCUAUCCUGAAGCUCCAGACAGCAUAUGUAUGUUUGAAACAUGCCAGACAGCAGACAUAUGUCUGAAACUAUAGACAGCAGACAUUCAUCUGAAAUUUGCAAGACAGUAGACAUCUACCCUGAAGCUCCAGACAGCAGAUGUGUGUUUGAAACUUGCCAGACAAACUUGUGCAUCUGAAACCUGACAACAACAGGCACAUGUCUUAAACUUGCCAGAUUGCAGACAGUUGUCCAUCUGCUCUGAGACCCCAGACAGCAGACGUAUGUCUGACAGGUGAUGGUAAACAAUAUGGCAGAACACUGGGCGGUUGACUCUGGUUUAGUGGAGGAGGGUAGUUGGCACCAGGACGUAAGGAGAACCCUAACAUGUUAAACAGAAUUGAUAGCUUCACGAAGCUAGCUGUGUUUGAAUCUGAGGAUAUAUAGAGUUCAAAUUGGAAAUAAGGCUAAGCAACAGAUAACAAUAUUUUUUAGGUAUUAUUUGAGUAAUCAGUGCUUGAAAUAUGCUGUUGUCAGAGGUGAACCCAAUAGGGAUACACUUGGCAACUGACUUAACUUUCAAUAAUGACAGUGACAUACAGAUGUAGGAGACUGCAGGGCCCGACUAUGCUACAACUGUUGACUUCCUGUGAUGACAUACAGAAGUAGGAGACUGCAGGGCCCGACUAUGCUACAACUGUUGACUUCCUGUGAUGACAUACAGAAGUAGGAGACUGCAGCGCACGACUAUGCUACAACUGUUGACUUCCUGUGAUGACAUACAGAAGUAGGAGACUGCAGGGCCCGACUAUGCUACAACUGUUGACUUCCUGUGAUGACAUUCAGAUGUAGGAGACUGCAGCGCCCGACUAUGCUACAACUGUUGACUUCCUGUGAUGACAUACAGAAGUAGGAGACUGCGGCGCCCGACUAUGCUACAACUGUUGACUUCCUGUGAUGACAUACAGAAGUAGGAGACUGCAGCGCCCGACUAUGCUACAACUGUUGACUUCCUGUGAUGACAUACAGAUGUAGGAGACUGCAGCGCCCGACUAUGCUACAACUGUUGACUUCCUGUGAUGACAUACAGAAGUAGGAGACUGCAGCGCACGACUAUGCUACAACUGUUGACUUCCUGUGAUGACAUACAGAAGUAGGAGACUGCAGCGCCCGACUAUGCUACAACUGUUGACUUCCUGUGAUGACAUACAGAUGUAGGAGACUGCAGCGCCCGACUAUGCUACAACUGUUGACUUCCUGUGAUGACAUACAGAUGUAGGAGACUGCAGCGCCCGACUAUGCUACAACUGUUGACUUCCUGUGAUGACAUACAGAAGUAGGAGACUGCAGCGCCCGACUAUGCUACAACUGUUGACUUCCUGUGAUGACAUACAGAAGUAGGAGACUGCAGCGCCCGACUAUGCUACAACUGUUGACUUCCUGUGAUGACAUACAGAUGUAGGAGACUGCAGCGCCCGACUAUGCUACAACUGUUGACUUCCUUUGAUGACAUACAGAAGUAGGAGACUGCAGGGCCUGACUAUGCUACAACUGUUGACUUCCUUUGAUGACAUACAGAUGUAGGAGACUGCGGCGCCCGACUUUGCUACAGCAGUUGACCUACUGUACUGACAGUGACAUAUAUGUAGUUGUUUAAAUGAUGCACUUAACCAAAUCAUAAGACUUAUUAAUGACAAGGGGUGGUCUACAUUGAUUUCAAAUUUGGUGACUGUUAUGAACGAGGCAAGUCAGGGAAAGUGUUUGAUGAAUCAAGUGGCAAUGUUUGAAUGCACCUAACACAGGGUGUGCAAUGUCAGACACCAGCCCCGAUGAGGGAUUACCAUCAGCUAUUAUCAACAUGUACUCGUGGUUUAUGUUGUCACUCUGAAGAUAUAGCUUCACUGAGCAGUCUUGUUAUCUGAUAUUAAGUUUGUCAUGUUGAUGUGUGUUGCUAUGGUGACUGUCCCUGUGAUUUAACUAGAACAAUAAAUUCUACUUAACACUU